This is a messenger RNA of Neoarius graeffei (lesser salmon catfish), 6120 nucleotides long. RefSeq names its product sema domain, transmembrane domain (TM), and cytoplasmic domain, (semaphorin) 6D, like (gene sema6d). Lineage: Eukaryota; Metazoa; Chordata; Actinopteri; Siluriformes; Ariidae. The record is from RefSeq and is a predicted model, not a curated record. Gene Ontology annotation, biological process: positive regulation of cell migration; semaphorin-plexin signaling pathway; axon guidance. Gene Ontology annotation, molecular function: chemorepellent activity; semaphorin receptor binding.
GUGUGUGUGUGUGUGUUUUUCUCGGUGGAGAGAAGUUGGAGGAGUUCAAGCUCGUGCUGGGAUUGUUCUGACCCGAACUGGAAUACUGGAACACACACACACACACACACACACACACACACACACACACAUACAUACACACAUACACACACACACACACACACACACACACACACACACACACACACACACACACACAUACAUACACACAUACACACACACACACACACACACACACAGGAGCUCGCGCGGUUACACGAACGCACGGAUACACACAGAUUCACGCGCGUGGACACAGAACACACACACACGGAUUCAGAUGAGGUAACACCCCUGGGUGUGCAUUCAGCAGAGGGAGAUGUGGUGUGUAAUAUUUCCCAAGCUGCUGCUUCUGCUGCUGCUGUUGUUGCGAACUCAUGCCAUCAGUUUCCCCGAGGACAUCGCACCACUGGACAUCGUGGACAGACAUUAUUCCAGACAGUAUCCGGUUUUCCGAGGCCGGCCGUCUGGAAACGAAUCCCAACAUCGGCUGGACUUUCAGCUGAUGACCAGGAUCCAGGACACACUGUUCAUCGCCGGCAGGGACCAGGUGUAUUUGGUGAGUCUGAGGGAGUCGUACAGGAAUGACAUCACUCCCUACAGGAAGCUGACGUGGAGGUCGAGUCAGGCCGACCGGGAGACGUGCGCUCUCAAGGGCAAGCACAGGGAUGAGUGCCAUAACUUUAUUAAAGUUUUGGUUCCCAGAAAUGAUGACCUUGUCUUCAUCUGCGGCACCAAUGGCUUUAACCCUAUGUGCCGUUACUACAGGCUGGAUAAUCUGGAGUUUGAUGGAGAGGAGAUCAGCGGUUUGGCUCGGUGUCCAUUUGACGCUAAACAGACCAACGUAGCGCUCUUCUCAGAUGGGAAGCUGUACUCAGCAACAGUAGCUGAUUUCCUGGCGAGUGAUGCAGUGAUUUAUCGCAGUAUGGGCGACGGCUCGGCUCUGAGGACCAUUAAAUACGACUCCAAAUGGCUGAAGGAGCCUCACUUCCUGCACGCAGUGGAUUAUGGGAACUAUGUGUACUUUUUCUUCAGAGAGAUCGCGGCGGAACACAACAACCUGGGGCGGGCGGUGUACUCCCGUGUGGCGCGGGUGUGUAAGAGCGAUGUGGGCGGUUCUCAGCGUGUUCUGGAGAAACACUGGACAUCGUUUGUGAAGGCGAGACUGAACUGCUCCGUCCCUGGAGAAUCCUUCUUCUACUUCGACGUUCUGCAGUCGCUCACUAACAUCAUCACCAUCAACGGGGUUCCGUCUGUGGUGGGUGUGUUCACUACUCAACUCAACAGUAUUCCAGGCUCGGCUGUGUGUGCGUUCUCUCUUCCGGAUAUUGAGAAAGUGUUUGAGGGACGUUUUAAAGAGCAGAAAACUCCGGACUCGGUGUGGACUCCUGUUCCUGACGACAGACUGCCCAGACCGCGGCCGGGAUGCUGUGCUGGUCAUGGAUCAGCAGAAUCUUACAGAAGUUCUGUCGAGUUUCCAGAUGAAACACUGCAGUUUAUAAAGUUACACCCACUGAUGGACAGCGCUGUGCCCUCCAUCCGAGAUGAGCCCUGGAUCACCAAGACCAGAGUCAGGUACCGCUUGACAGCUCUGGCAGUGGAUAAUGCAGCAGGUCCCUAUAAGAACUACACGGUGGUGUUUAUUGGCUCUGAGGCGGGCGUGGUUCUGAAGGUUCUGGCGAAGACCACGGGGUUUUCAUUAAACGAGAGCGUUCUGCUGGAGGAGAUCGAUGUGUUUAAUCAGGCCAAGUGUCUGUCUAACAGUGAGGACGAGAGGCAUGUCCUCUCCUUCCACUUGGACAAAAACACACACACACUGUACGUGGCCUUCUCCAGCUGUGUGGUGCGAAUCCCGCUGAGCCGCUGUGAGAGACACCGAACCUGCCACAAGGCUUGUAUUGCAUCCAGAGAUCCAUACUGUGGUUGGAUGCCACAUGGGGCUUGUGAGAGGAUUCCAGCAGGAGGAGACAGUGGCUUUGAGCAGGAUGUGGAGUUCGGGGAUACGGGGCGUCUCGGUGACUGUCAUGAGUUUAUGACUACCGCUUCAGCGCCAGGUUUCAAAUCAUACGGCGACGCAACUUCUGCAAAACAGGAAAAGCCGGUGCGGUCAGUCACGCCGUCCUCCACUUCAGACCCUAAACAUUCCCCACACACUCCUCCCUCUCCUCCUCCUCAACUCCUCAACACGCAGAAAUCUGUUCACCAUGACGAUUCGGAAACUUCCAGAUCAUUUGACCGGGUGAUGGAGGGUAUCUGGGAGAUCCAGACGGCCGAUUCCAACCAGCUGGUGCACAUGAACAUCCUGAUCACGUGUGUCUUGGCUGCAUUCCUGUUGGGGGCGUUCAUCGCCGGCGCUGUGGUCUACUGCUACCGAGACGUCUUCCUGCAUAAGAAGACACGCAAAAUCCACAAAGUGCCGCACGGUAAAGAUGAGGAAUCGGCACCAUCACGCACAGACUCUAACGGGAGCUUCACCAAGCUGGACGGCCUCUUCGAAAGUCCGCUGAAAGAAUUUCCCAGCGCCAUGGAAGAGGCCAGGAUCUUCUUCAGCGGAGACAAAGAUGAAAAGAACCCAGAAUCCAAGACUGUCAUCCUCAGCAGGCAAAAUCCAGAGCUGGCAGCACUGCCCACGCCCGAGUCGACGCCGGUGCUCCACCAGAAGGGGCUCCAGCCGAACAAGAACCAGUGGGAAAGGGCACAAGGGAAAACGUGUGUGUCUCGGAAAGAGGCUCCACCCAAAAGUCCACAAAACCCCAACAUCCCAAGUGCCGUCGUGCUUCCAAACGCAACGCAUGAGAAACCCACUCCAAGCAGCGACACGAGCAGCGUGACGUCGGUCCAUAAAGAGCAACAGCGUUCCGUAGACGCUAGAAACACACUGAAUGAGCUUCUGAAGCAUCUUAAUGAGGCUAACGAGGCGGAGACAAUAAAUGCCAAUCCUAAAGCCAUCAUGGCCGACACACCUCGUCCCCGCCCACACCUCAUGCUCGAGCCCCUGGAGAACUUAGCAGAAAUCCCUCCUAAAGUCCCAAGUCGGGAAGCAUCACUUUAUUCCCCGACAUCCUAUUCCCCGCCCUCAUCCUACUCAGCUUCGUCCUAUUCGCCGUCGUCCUCGUUACCCAGACACAGUCCCACUAAACGCGUGGACGUCCCGUCUGUGCCCACGUCACCCACAGGACAAAUGGGGACCCUCGACAGGCAACGUUUCCACCGUGGCAGCUCCGCCCACCGCCAUGCCGGAUCGUCCAGUGCCGUGGUGGCACGCCACUCCAGUUUCAACCGAGGUGCACUGGCUCCGCCCACACCGCCCUCCAGGAUGGACUCGCAGGGCAUUUCGAGGCAGCACAGCGGAUACGGAUCGCUUCCUCGGACUUCUGUUAAACGAACAGUGUCGUUAAGACCUGAUGUUCCGCCCAAACCAGGAGGAUUUGUGUCACAAACAAGGCCCGUAAACAAAUACAGUUACUGAGCCGAGUACCAGCCACACCCACCGGAGGAGGCAGGCCAUCAAUACAGACAGAAACUCAGAAACCAGGCAACUGAAUGGAGGAGGAAUUAAAAAUAGUGAGGGCAGGAAUAUGGCCAGUUACACAAAAUGGCAGGAUAUAAUGAGGGCGGGGUUUGAGGAACUCUUCCAGGAGCAAUUUAACAAAUAUGGUGAAUACAGGAAGUAUGUCUGAGAGGUUAAAGGUCAACGCGUAAAGCUGUUCCACUCUGAGACUGAGCGAGAAUUAAAACUGGGGACAUAAACGGCUCUGUGGGAUUUACGUCACAGACGAGGGAAGUUUCAAUCCCUAUUCAUCAGAAACAAAAUGGCAGAACACUGAAAAGCCAGUGAGCAAAAACUUUGACCUGUGAGGCGGCAGGGUCGUCCGGGGUCAAAGGUUAAAGGUUAUGUGGGAUUAACCUGUUGCAGGAAUACUUGAAAUAUGUUUCUUGUUAACCAGCAUCGAUAAAAAACACAAAUGUCAGACUGAGGAAGAAGCUGUGUGUUUGACAGGAGGAGUGAUGUGGUGUGGUCACAUGACAUGGCGAUAUGGUGACGUGCAUAAUGGUGACGGGAAACAUGAUGAAUCUACGAAGUUACACAAACACUUUGAGGAUGCACUUACAGCGCUUCUCUCCAGCGCCGGUUAUUACUGUCAUAAAACUAAACUGUUAACAUUAUUGUGUGUGCGUGUGUGUGUGUGUGUGUGUGUGUGUGUGUGUGUGUAGAUGUCCAUGUGCCUGCUCUGAACUUUUGUUUUAUUUUUUUAAACCUCACUGGGAAACAUUUCGAUAAUUAAUUUGCUGCUAAUGAAUUUAGACAAACGGUGGUAUUGUGUGUGUGUGUGUGUGUGUGUGUGUGUGUGUGUGUGUUCAGCCACAGAACAGCAUUUUGUUAUUUCGUUUGUUUUCAGUCUGAGAAACACACUGAGGUGAAGAGUUUCACUGUUAAACUCCUGAGUUUCGGUCGUUUUAAUCUCGUGACCGUAGUCGAGUCGAGACGUCAGUAGUUUUGCACUGGAGCUACAAGGCUAAUGUAGCUAACAGCUAAUGGAUGCUUAGCGCUCCACCUUUAGCAUUGUGCUGAAUAACUGCAUGUCUAAAACGUCUAAAACACUCCAGCUGUAUUGUGAGCUGUCGUAUUAAACUCCAGAUUUACGCGUGAACUCGGCCGUGAGAUACAGAAUGAAUUUGUGAAUCGAAUCACUGUAACAGCGACCCGUGUGUCCGAGCAACGAGUCAUGCAGGUAAUGACGACUGUAAAUAUAUAAAUAUAUAAAUACAAACAUUUCAGAGGCAAGUGUGUGUUCUGUGCCUUAACGAGAAACACUCGCUGUGGGUUUCAUUUCCUUAAAGUUGUUGCACACUGAAUCAUGAAUGAAAGUAAAAGAGAGAAACAAGAUUGAUGACAAAAAAUAAAAUAAUUAUGAUGAUGAUAAAUAGUUUUGCCUGUAGAAUGUAUUGCGUUUAAUGAUGAUAUUGAAAAAUCACCGUGUUUACCUACGAGACGACGCCCAGAGACGACGUUAUUGCGUUUAAUUCUCUGACAGUACCAGGUUGUUUCUCUCGUGUCAGAUGUACGAUGUGUCCAGCUGAAACUGUAGCUACAGACCCACCAUGAGCCUGUUAGUGAGGUUCUGAUCCACAACCCGGCGAUGGAACCACGGGCAGAACAUCGAUUGUUUCUUCAAUGCUGCAGUUUCACUGAUUUAUUAAGUUAUUAAAAGGUUGUAGAACAUCAGUGAUUCAUCUCCAGAUCUAAUCCCAUCUUCAGUUCAUGAUAUAAUUUAUAUUUAUGCACUAAAAUGUCACAAUGAGGAAAAUGGGCGUGGCCGUGGAGUAAAGCCCACAGAAACCAUGUUAGCUUUCUAACGUUAAUCCUGUAGCUACGCGAGACCUUCAGCUUUAGCACAUCAUCAGGCUGACUGCCAGCUUCGUAACGGUAACAAAGCAAUCAUCAGCUCUUAGGAUUUAAAUAAAAAUACAUUUUUAUGAAUUGAAAUUAUAUUACUGUAAUUAAUUUGGGAAGAAAAGAGAAGAAUCCAGCGUUGUUGUGGUUUUGCAUGUGUGUCUCUUCACGAAGGCGUUUCGCUCUGAUUUGUUUAUGUUUGAUUCGGUGUGUGUCGAUUAUCAUCUGAAUUGUAAUCAUGACAUCAUAACCAUAUAACGAUACAGUUUUAAUAAAUAAAUAAAUAAAAUCUGUUUUAAACGUGUAUGUGAAUGACAGCGGUCCUGAUGUUCAGAGAACAAACACUAAAAUAAGCUCCGCCCACAUUUCCGAUACGGUGUGUGAUGUGGAGGUUGGUGAUGACGGCUGAUUUUCGUCACACGCCUUCACCUGCUGACGUGCGCUCGGUAAACACGCUCUCACGUCUGUGGACAGAAACAAACCUGACGCAUUUUAUACUUUAGUAAACUUUAACAUCGUCUGAACUGUUGACUGUUUCGUUUUUGUUCCUCCGGAGUAUUUUAACUUGUCGGUCCGUUGCGAACCCUGUACUGUGAAACUGUAAAUAAUUCCAUCACUGUUAAUGAUAUUUUUGUUGAUUUUUUUAACACAGCAUGUAAAGUUGAAAUAAAAUAUUACACUGAGAA